This is a messenger RNA of Entrophospora sp. SA101, 120 nucleotides long. Lineage: Eukaryota; Fungi; Glomeromycota; Glomeromycetes; Entrophosporales; Entrophosporaceae. The record is from the annotation of a GenBank genome assembly.
AUAGAGAUUAAGGAUAUUAUGAAAUAUUAUAACACACCAAUUAAUGUGCCAUUUAAAAAUCAAAAUCCUUUCAAUGGUCGGAAACCUGGUGCUAAAGUAGAUGCAAUAAUUGGCUAUUGA